UUAUAAAUUACAGAAGCGACCUCUCUGCCUUCAACGUGAGGAGAACUCAAAAGUUUAUCAAUAAUUCUUAAAGAAUAAGGGCAUACAGUGGCCAUACCUCAUAGAUACCUGUCCAUCAGUAUUCAAGAAUUGUGGAAAUUUAUCAAGAUUUCAACUUGAAAUUUGUUUUCAAUUAGGCCAUCAUGUGACCAUUUGUAUUAAAAAUUGCCACAGGACACCACUUAGGCAAACUAUCUGGUGAUCUAAAAUAACGAACAAGGGUAUAAGGUAUUGAUGAUCCGCUGAGUAAUAACCCAACUCUCAACAAAAUGUGGAGGCUAAGUGAAUCCAUUUUGGGGGAGAAUGAAGAGCAGCAAGAUAAUCUGUUUGGUGACCAAGAAGCCCUCUGCUCUGUGUCCCCUUUACAGAGAGUUUAUGGUUUCGCGGCUUGUCUGCUCGCCGGCUUUAUUUGUAUGUUCCUGUCAAUGAUUGUGUUCAUCAAGCCCAUCAAAUUUGCCUUGUUAUUUACUUUUGGCAACAUGUUGGCCAUUGGAAGCACAGCUUUUCUCAUUGGACCUAUGCAGCAACUUUCAAUGAUGAUGGAUCCAGUUCGUGCCUAUGCCACAUCCAUGUAUGUUGGAUGCGUUGUUUUAGCUCUCAUUUGUGCACUCUGGAUCCACAGUAAGAUUCUGACUCUACUUGCAAUCAUAUGCGAGAUAUGUGCCCUUGUCUGGUACAGUUUAAGUUAUAUUCCUUUUGCCCGUAGAAUGGUUUCAAAUGUCACAAUCCGCCUUUUUGACACUGAAAUCUAGUGGAUUCAAUGCGGAAGCAACAUCACUCCAGUAUAUUUUUGAGUGCUGGACUCUAGUCUACUCAACUUGGAAGAGGUUCUUCCCUGCCGAUUAUUUUUGAAGAGAUUUAUAAUUCUUUUUGGUUUUCAUCUGAUGACAGACGGAACCCCACUUUUCAAUCAGGUGUGAAUGAAUUCGCUUGGACAGUUAAUUUUUAUGCUGACAUAGGUUGUACCCUCUGGUUUCUUUUCAUUUCGGAAAGUUAUGGUUGCUUUCUUCUUUUGCUGCCCUGUUCACCUCAUAGUUGCCCCUUUCCAUGAUUGACAAGUGAUUUCAUCCCUCGCCCUCACACAUCAAAUUUAAAAUCAUUGUUGAAUCAAAUCACACUCUUGAUGUAUAUCUGUUCUACUUAGUUCUGUUGUCUUUCAACUUUGAUAUUAUGUUUUGCAUUAUGAACAAAUAUAUCUAUUCUUUCUGAUAUAUAGUUGCUUAUAUUUAAGGAAA
This is a messenger RNA of Solanum pennellii, 1274 nucleotides long. Its product is annotated as vesicle transport protein SFT2B. Gene Ontology annotation, biological process: vesicle-mediated transport. The record is from RefSeq and is a predicted model, not a curated record. The transcript is spliced from 8 exons. The coding region runs from base 309 to 791 and encodes 160 amino acids. Lineage: Eukaryota; Viridiplantae; Streptophyta; Magnoliopsida; Solanales; Solanaceae. Gene Ontology annotation, cellular component: membrane.